UGUACUGUGACUACUAUCUCACGCUGUACUGGGCGGUGUUACUGCAUUUGCCCAAUUUGGGGGUACGUCCAAGUCGUCGUGGACCGAACCAAGACCGAACCUGAAAUUUCCUCGACAACUCUUUUUUCGUGCAGCUAGGCAGGACCGUGUCUCCUCUCUUUCGCUUUCACAUUCUUCUGUCGCAUUAUGGUCGAGGACAAGUACAUCGGAUUGGCUCUGGCAGUCUCCAGCUCAUUAGCCAUUGGAACAAGUUUUAUCAUCACAAAGAAGGGACUUACUGAUGCAGGAGCACGAAGCGCAUCUGCCUCCGAUGAUUACACUUACCUCCGGAAUCCAAUAUGGUGGGCUGGGAUUUCCACUCUGGUGCUUGGAGAAAUCGCAAACUUCGCUGCUUACACUUUUGCUCCCGCAAUAUUGGUGACACCAUUGGGCGCACUUAGUGUGUUAAUCGGUGCCAUACUGGCGUCCUUCUUGCUCAAUGAGGAGCUUGGGCAUCUAGGACGGACUGGAUGCGCCCUGUGCCUUAUUGGUUCAUUGAUCAUUGUUCUCCACGCACCACCAGACAAAGAGGUUCAGACCGUGGACGAGAUUUUACAAUAUGCUAUACAGCCCGGGUUCAUGCUGUAUUGUUUCACGGUUUUCGUAUUCUCGCUCGUCAUGAUAUUUGGUGUUGCCCCACGCUAUGGCCGAUCCAACCCUAUUGUUUACAUAUCUAUAUGCUCCGUAGUUGGUUCCGUGUCUAUCAUGGCCAUCAAGGGCUUUGGUGUAGCCGUUAAACUAACAUUUGGUGGGAACAACCAGUUCACCCAUCCAAGCACAUAUGCGUUUGGCAUCGUCGUCAUUGGGUGCAUCCUUGUGCAGAUGAACUUCUUCAAUAAAGCACUGGACACAUUUUCUACCAAUGUUGUAAAUCCCAUGUACUAUGUUGGAUUUUCCACGGCAACGAUAGUGGCGUCCCUUAUACUUUUCCAAGGAUUUAAUACGACGGAUGGCACAAAUACCGUUACACUCCUCGCCGGGUUCAUUGUCACUUUCCUCGGCGUUCACCUCUUGAAUAUCUCGCGGAAAACUGAACCUCCGAGCAUGCCAAACGGUCACUCCACGCUAGAAAGUGGUCUCAUGAAUCCCCGCAUCAGCCUCCAGGGCCGCAUGUCUCUAGAUGGUUGGGGUGGUGUAUCUGAGGUACAACCAGACGGCGCCCUGCAGUCCUCUGGCCACGGCCGUCGUUCUUCAAUAUAUCGCGCACAGAGCAACACAUUGUUCAACGCCUUCGAGGAGGAGGAGACAGGCGACAACGUGCCACUGUCUCGAUUGCGGGAGAGCGAAGAAGAGUACGAGUAUGAUAGUGAUGUAGAUGAACGGACUCGAUUGCAUUCAGAGCAUCGCAUACGACCAAGUGUCUCUCGAAGUCAUAGCAAUUCCCCGGCGCUGCAGGGCAGCGCACGGAAUUCUCCUCGGCCAUCAUGAAUUACCAUAGUCUUUUACCCUUUUAACGGACCUUUAUAAUAGAUAUCAACUUCUUGUCUAACUUAUUGAAAGCUCAAUUGUGAAAGAGUGAAACCAAACAAACG
Molecule: messenger RNA, 1571 nt
Organism: Suillus clintonianus
Lineage: Eukaryota; Fungi; Basidiomycota; Agaricomycetes; Boletales; Suillaceae
Product: magnesium transporter NIPA-domain-containing protein
Exons: 7
Coding region: 187-1467 (426 amino acids)
Biological process (GO): magnesium ion transport
Cellular component (GO): membrane
Molecular function (GO): magnesium ion transmembrane transporter activity
Source: RefSeq, a predicted model, not a curated record